Messenger RNA from Toxoplasma gondii ME49, 1265 nucleotides. RefSeq lists its product as hypothetical. The record is from RefSeq and is a predicted model, not a curated record. Lineage: Eukaryota; Apicomplexa; Conoidasida; Eucoccidiorida; Sarcocystidae. Bases 332 to 1153 code for a protein of 273 amino acids. The transcript has a single exon.
AUCUUAGCGAAGCACAUGCCGCCAAUUCGCAAUUUCGUGUAGCGAGACUUGACUGCUGAUAGUUGCCGUACUAAGCCCGAAGCCGUCAAACCAUGGCACCAAAUUGUGAGCGUCAACCACCGGGCUGCCGAUGAUCUAACAGAUCAACGAGCAUGAGGUUAUGAAGAGCCAACAACAAAAGCACGUACGACUCUGAACAUUUCGAAGCGACACCUCACUCUGUGUGCCCUCACGAGCCAGAAAUCUCGGACCGACCACUCGUUCGAGCAACCUCCAAAUUCCCCCUUGCUCCCAUACUCAUUCUCUUGCUACGCCGACGUGCAUCGACUCCAUGGCAUCAGCUCCUCACACAUUUCAUUCUACUCGAGAUUUCGAUAUCGCACCCGAAGUGUUCUUGAAUCAUUUUCUGCAAUUGCUAACAAUGGCCUUCUUCAGCACCAGACGUGUAGUUGCAUUCGCCCUUUUCGUAGGCUUGUCAGCCAGUGUUGACGCGGCGCCGACUGUCGCAGAGGAUCUCAGCGUCGAUAGCUUUUUGGCCAAGGACGUAUCCGGGGAGGAAGGCUAUGUCGAUGCUAUCUCCCAUGUCGACGCGGAAGACGAAGUGGGAGGCUGGGAUGACAAGGACAAGCACGAUGACAAGGACAAGCGCGAUCACAAGGACAAGCACGAUGACAAGCCCAAGCAUCAUCCCCCUCCGCCCAAAACAACUACCACUACGAGGCGGCCUACAACAACGACAACCCACAGACCCCCGUCGAAGCACCUUCCACCUCCUCCAGUGAAGCACAUUCCCGCUCCGCCAGCAAAGCACGUGCCAGCACCGCCAGCAAAACACAUUCCACCGCCACCAGCGAAAUAUUCACCGGCGCCGCCUGUCAAAGGAGCACCAGUUCCCGUCCCAGUUCCGAGCCCUGUGAUGACAAAAGCGAAAUUCAAGAAGCUCUUGCUGCUUCUGAUGCUCGGCUCGCAACGGUUCAAGAAGAUCAUGUCGGAUGAGGACCACAAUGGUGUGGCUGAGCUUAUUCGCGACUAUGAUUCGGGCAAGCUCGAAGAUCUGGAGCACGUGCUCUGGGAGUCUUACCAGGAGAGCGCUGGGACGGAAGAUGACUUCUCGGCUUUCAUUCGCCAGCUGCAAGAUGCCUCUUCGGCGUAGUGGAGGGCCCAGCCGUGUCGAGGCUUUCUGCGUUGAAUUUUCGGUAGUGCUGAACCGUGCUUGUGUGCCAAUGGUCAUUUGAAUGUAUUUGUUUCAACACACGCAACCCCAA